AUGAGUACACUGGACCGAUUUAUACGCGCUAAUAUAAAGCUCGUUCACUUCGAACAGGAGCUUACCGAUGCGUCCAUAGAGAACUCUUCAGUUUUUGCUCUCGAGGUUCAUCGAGAGGAGCUCAGGUCCAUUUGGGGCUCAGUUAAGUCUCUUUACGAGAAAUGUGUAGACGAAGUGGACCAAAAGGCCAAGAAAAAGGGCAAAGAUGGGACAGAUCCAUUAUCCUCUAGCGACGUCAGCGACGAGACUCAUAUGGAAAGCAUUAAUGCACGUUAUCAUGCAUCAUACGAAACGUAUGUUAAGAUAGUAUCAAAAAUCAGCGCUGGAAUACAUGACCGUGGCCGGAACACUUCUUCAUUACCUCCCUCACCCUUUUCAAUCACACCACACUCCAAUUUCCAUCUGCCUGCGUGUGAUACUGAAACGUUUUGUGGGGACUAUAAGUCCUGGCCUUCCUUUCGAGACAUGUUCUCGGCAAUUUAUGUCAAUAAUUCCAGCCUAUCUAACGUCCAAAAGCUUUUUUAUUUAAUGAAGAAAACGGAAGUCAAAUCCGAAAAUGGCGAGGAUAUAAAAUGCUUACAGAGAGACAUCAAUUCUUGUAUCUCAUCACUACAGAUGUACCAUAUUGAUAUCUCGAGUUGGGAUCCAAUCUUUGUUUAUAUCUGUUCGACAAAAUUGCCCCGCACAACUCUUUCCUUGUGGGAACAUUCAAUACAAAACAAAAAGGACAUUUCCAACUGGUCCGAUUUAAAUAAUUUUCUUUCCAGUAGGUUUCAGACUCUUGAGACUAUUUCUGAAAUCAAUUGCCAGUCGUCCUCACACGAUUCUAGACAAACUGGUUUGAGAAAAUCCAGUCAAAACGUUUCGAAACAAAUUAACUCCAACCACACUAACGUUUCUGCUACCCCAGCGAAACAUCUUUGUAACCUAUGCAGUUUAGAGACUCACAUUAUCCGCAAAUGCCCAAAAUUUAUUCAGAUGUGUCCAGAGGAGAGAUUAUCGUGCAUCAGGAAAUUGAAUUUGUGUUUGAAUUGCUUUGCUGGUGGCCAUAGUGUAAAGGAGUGUAAAAGCUCACACAACUGCUUUACAUGUAAGAAACGACACAACACGCUACUUCACCGUGAUGCAACCAUUCAAGUUGCGCAAUAUCCUAACACUAAUGCGCAUGCUGUGCUAACGGAUUUUGACCCAGAUACAUCCAUCAUACAGUCCACUUCUCUUAACCCAACUGAAACCUAUAACGCUGUUUCAGAAUCCGUAGCAUGUUCUCCGACCUCUUUAAACAGUGUUCAGUCAUGCUUUGCCUCGCACACCCGCAAUGUCCUUUUAGGUACAGCGUUGGUUCAAAUCAGGCAUUCAGGGUUGACAUACAUCGUUCGGGCUUUAAUAGACUCAGGUUCACAAGGAACUUUUCUGUCUGAGAAGAUAUUCCAUACGCUUAAAAUUCCAUUUCAACGCAUUGAUGCUGAAAUUACGGGCCUUAACGGCGUUCCUUCAGCCACCGUUAGGAAACUGGCAAAAUUUACAAUAAGUCCGCGUUUCGAUUCUCAACUGGAGAUGAACGUAACUGCGUUAGUAAUUCCCCAACUUUCAAGAGACCUUCCCUCUAGAUCGAUCAAACCUUCAAUAUUAAACCUUUUUAACAAUAUAUUGCUUGAUGGAGUAAAACGUGAUAUUUGUGGGUCGCUGGUUGCUCAAGAGACUAUUUUUGGCUGGAUUGUGUCCGGUUCAGUCCAAAAUACGGAGAAUAUUUCCUCGUUUUCAUCUCUAGUUUCAUUUCUUUCUGAAAAAAGUUUGGAAAAAACGCUAAGACGUUUUUGGGAGGUGGAGAAUCUUCCUCGAAAGCAGCAUCUGUCCGAAGACGAUGAGUUUUGCGAGAAACUGUAUAAGGAAACCACAACUAGGGAUGAAAGUGGCAGAUUCACAGUUGGCCUUCCCUUCAAACACACAAUUUUGAAUUCAACAAUGCAAUUGGGACAGUCCAGGACCAUUGCAAAGGCACAGUUCUUGCGGAAUGAGUCUCGCUUAUUGAAGAAUCUGGAGCGAAAAAAUGAGUACGAUGCCGUAGUCGAAGAAUACCUGGAUUUAGGGCACAUGAAAAGCGUUCCAGCUCCCAUUCAUCAAAAUUAUCCGCAGCACUAUUACCUUCCACAUCAUUCAGUCGUUAAACCGGAGAGCACCACCACGAAAGUUCGAGUGGUAUUUAAUGCCUCCUGUCCGACUUCCUCCGGAGUAUCCUUGAACGAUAUCCUUCACACUGGACCUGCAUUACAGAAUGAUCUGGUCCUGCUUCUUCUUAGGUGGCGCUUUUAUCGCUUCGUCUUUUGUGCUGACAUUCAGAAGAUGUAUCGGCAAAUUAAAGUCCAUCCCAAAGACACUUGCUACCAAAGAAUUCUAUUUCGCAGGGAUCCGUGA
Molecule: messenger RNA, 2415 nt
Organism: Stomoxys calcitrans (stable fly)
Lineage: Eukaryota; Metazoa; Arthropoda; Insecta; Diptera; Muscidae
Exons: 3
Coding region: 1-2415 (804 amino acids)
Biological process (GO): proteolysis
Molecular function (GO): zinc ion binding; nucleic acid binding; aspartic-type endopeptidase activity
Source: RefSeq, a predicted model, not a curated record